CCGGUUACCGGGGCUUAAUCAUUCUUUUGUCCGUGCAAGUGGCGCAAAUAUCUUUCGUACGAACAAGUGAAAAUGAAGCUGUUGUAUGAAUCCGUCUAGCCCCGAUCGGUUGUGUGUUUGUGUGUGAGCUGAAUAUAUUAUAAUCAAUAAGCAUGUGAAAUAUUUUUCGUCGCAGUUUAUUUGACUGUGUUUCAUUAUUGUAUUGCACCGCUGAUUACGACGCCGUCGUGAGCACUGCGCUCUACAUAUUCCGCCGGCGCUAGUGAAAGGCCCACUUUUCACGGCAAUGGCUACUGCACUACUUUCCCUUGUACUGUGUAUAUGGAUUAGCUCAUUUCAGUCGGUACUAUGUCGCAGCCGAGACGCGACAACCGCCGCGCCAUCAGCAACGGCGGUGGGUGUCUUGACCUUUCCAGAUAAACCGCUGCCCAAUCUCAUAUCACCCAACUCUGUGGAGAUCCCCGAUUUCGCUCUCCUUAAACCCAAACACCAGAAGCGCCAAGCCGUUGCCGAUACCGAUGGUAGUAGUAAUGCGCUGUUCGGUGGCGAUUCCGUACCGAAACUGUUGAAUAUCCAGGCGGAAUGCUUUAAUCCACAGUUUAUCAAAGUCAGUCUGGAUUUCGACCGGGAUUUCCAGGGGAUUAUUUAUACUAAGGGUCACUUUGCGGAUGCUACCUGUGCCUUUGCUAAGGAGGAUUACCCAGCCAAGAGCUACAAUUUCACCGUUCCCACGGAAGCGUGUGGAUCGUUGGACAAUCAUGCGGAGACCAAUGCCAGCAUCACCGAAGCCACGCUCAUCAUCCAGAAUGAUCCGCUGUUCCAAGACGCUAGCGACGUGGCCCGCCGGAUUCGCUGCGCCUGGUCGGACCGUUUCGACAAGAUCAUCUCCUCGCGCGGCUUCCGCGUCGGCUCCCUGGCCGAGAACACCAUGGACUACAGUGCCGACGCCGUUAGUGUGUGGAUGGAUCUGCGCAUGGGCAAGGAUCCCUUCCAGGGCACCCCGGUGACCAACGGUGUCGUCCGGCUGGGCUCGGACAUGACCAUCGUCGUCUACAUAAAAUCCAAGAUCGAGAAGGGUCUGGAUGUGGUCAUUCGCGACUGUGUGGCCAACGACGCCAAAAAGCAUCAACAGAUCCAGUUGACGGACGAGAACGGCUGUGUCGUCCAGAAGAAACUGAUGACCCCCUUCACCAUCACCGACCGGGUCGGGCAGUCGGGAGCGUCGCGCAUCGCCUACGCCAUGCUCAAAUCGUUCAAAUUCCCGGAUUCCCUGGAUGUGAAUAUCAUCUGUAACGUGGCUAUGUGUAAAGGCGACUGUGGAAUCAGUUGCGAGAAGGAUAAAGCCGGCGCCAAACCGGGGGCUCCGAAACCAGCCCCGGUGGCCAAGGUCGACAGUAUGGUGCCUCGUGUCAAACGUGAUGUUGAGCAGAACACCACGGCGAACGUGACGGACCCUGAUGAUGACGUUAUCGAUAUCAUUCCCUUCAAACCGGCCAAUGUGGUCCCGGUGGACACCCAUCCCUCCGGAACACUUCCGCCGCCGCGUUCUGACCUCGCCGGGAUGGAUAACCCCUUGAUCGGGAAGACGGUCUUCCUAAAGGAACGCGAACCGACCGAAGUCGUUCUGGAACGCGGAAUCCGGGUCCUGUCCGACAACGAUAUCACGGAGGUGCUCGUCGGGAAUCAGAAUCGGUCGUUCGAUGUCUUAGCGACCAUGGUCAAGAACACCGACUACAUUUGCUUGACCCGGACCGGUUUCGGCAUCGGUUUGGGAAUUUUAUUACUGAUCAUUUUGAUCUUAUCCAUUAUCUGCGUGUUCUUGUGCUGUGCGGCGUGCGCCAAGCGCAAACAGAAGGAGACAAAGAUUGUAGAAGAUUCGACCAUUAACAUAUAUAAUUCAACGGACCAGUUGACGAGGUCAAAGAUGGAAACGGGAUCGGCCAGUCUCCCGUUGAGCGGACCGACUUCGAUCCUCCGCGGAUCACUGCCCAAUAUUCAUAGUUACGCAACCUCCAACGUGGGAUCGACAUACGGAUACCUCCCCCGUGUCUCCCGUGAUCCUAACAUGAAGGCCUCCGCCAUGACCUUACCGGGACUGGGUAUCCAAACCAAUCCCCAUGUCCGCCAUUCCACGCAGAGUCUGAACGCUAUGCACCACAUUCCACCGACCGACAACAUGUUCCUGCCGAUUGUCCUCCCGGAAGCCCUGCGCGAGGAGAACGCCGACGACACGGAGAAGGCCCGCUCGCUGCGCUCGAUCGCUGUCCCACUGCGCCCGCACAGUGUGGACAUCUUAAACGGCCGCGAUGCGACAGCCGAUGAGGCCACCCGCUCGCUGCGCUCGUUCACGGUACGCUCGCAACACGGUGCCCAACAGCCGGAGGACAACGCCGACGAGGAGAAGACCCGCUCGCUGCGCUCGUUCACCGUGCAGUCUCUCCACAACGCCCCGCUGCGUCUGGAGCCGGUGGAGUUUGACGAUGUGGAACGCUCGCUACGCUCGUACAGUGUCCGCUCCAACAACAGCCUCGGCAAAGCGACCACCAACAACGGGGAGAAUCCGCGCUCGCUGCGCUCGUUUACCGUGCGUUCCCGCAAUAGUGACCACUCGGCGGAUACGGAGACGUCGGAUGUUGGCGAGAAUCCCCGCUCCGAAGGCACCAUCCGCUCCGGAUCACAAGUGAGCCUCGUCCGCGGCGGACAACACAGCAACGAGGAGAACGCCCGCUCGCUACGCUCGGUGUCCGUCUACCGCAAUUAAACGGCAUAUAUAUAUGUCGCACUAAAUUAAUAACUACCUUUAAUAGCGUGCGUGCGUUUGUGAUGCUUGUGAAUAAUCGGCUGGAUCGAUUUUUAGCAAGACAAUAUAAAUUCCCAUUAUCACGGCACUUAAUUAAUAUUAUUGCAGCGUAAAUAGAUCAAUAAAAGUCUGAAUCUGUUUUUUUUCAAUGGUGUGCUUUUUUGCCAUUUUGUAAUAGGAAGCACUGACUAGUCGGCACACUCAUAAACAGCAAUAACAGUCCAAUAAAAAAA
Messenger RNA from Paramacrobiotus metropolitanus, 3033 nucleotides. RefSeq lists its product as uncharacterized. The record is from RefSeq and is a predicted model, not a curated record. Bases 287 to 2761 code for a protein of 824 amino acids. The transcript is spliced from 4 exons. Lineage: Eukaryota; Metazoa; Tardigrada; Eutardigrada; Parachela; Macrobiotidae.